AUGAAGAGGCUCUUAGUUGUUGUGCUCUACUUGUUCGUCCUACAGAAACAGUUAGAUGCAAAAAGUGGAAAUCUGCGAAGUAGUGAUGUCAAAGAUGACAAAGUUGAAAAAAAAAAGAAAUUAACGAGUGGAUGGAUCCCUUAUUAUUUACCCCCACAAGGGGAGGAGACUACACCAAUUUCUCUCUUGGCAUCUCUUCCAGAGAAGACUACCUUUAGAAAGUCAGCCAACAUGAGAAAGGAUGUGAAAGAAGAAGAGGAAGAUGAAGAAAAUUUGAGUAGUUUAAUGCAAUCAGGUGAAGAAAGCGAUGUAGAUUUUCAAUUUGAGCUUCAAAUAGUGGAAGGCGCAGACGACUCGACAGACGCGCAGAUGGAGGGAGGAUUCUCUCAAGCAAAUUCUGUGCACACGCGAGUGGAAACUGGUGAGGUGGAUGAUUCGCAGCGGGGGGAUGCUGUCCUCGAACAAGCUCAGGGGCAUACGGCUGAACAUGCAGCGGAAUUAGUAGCAGAAUGGGUGGGACAACCGGUGACUGCCCCCGCUUCUGGGGAACCACGAGCCGAAGAUGAUAAAAAUGAAGAAGCGCCAGAGGAAGCACAACCCCUGCCUGUCCAAGAAACCAACGAAGUGUCAGUUGAAGAGGGGCAAGAAGAGACGCCUUCAGUGGCUAAGAAGGCCGUACAUGAGAGUGCGCCUAGCCAACCUGCAGAUGUUAGUGAGUCUAGCCAACCUGAAGAUGUUAGUGUGCCUAACCAGUCAACAGAUGCUACUGUGCCUGAGCUUAACGAAAGCAAUGGCAGCGAAGUCGACACAGCGGAAGGAGCAAGCGCAAAAGAAAACUUUUACCAUUCAGAGGAACAUGAGGAGGAAGAAGAAGAGAAACAGGAACAAAUGGAAGAUGAAGAGUUCGAAAAUGACUAUGACAACGUGAUGCACGAAGGAAAUGAUCACGAAGGAGAGACCUCUUCGAAUGAUGGUCCAACGUAUUUGACCAUAGGGGAUACAGUAACCAUGCUUGCCGUGCGAAACUUGUUAAGUGCUUUCAACUAUGACUACGCAGUUAUGGAUUUCCUCACGAGUUUUAAUCCUGACGUGAUUAGUGCGUUCUACGUGGUUUGA
Molecule: messenger RNA, 1116 nt
Organism: Plasmodium inui San Antonio 1
Lineage: Eukaryota; Apicomplexa; Aconoidasida; Haemosporida; Plasmodiidae
Exons: 1
Coding region: 1-1116 (371 amino acids)
Source: RefSeq, a predicted model, not a curated record